Messenger RNA from Aquila chrysaetos chrysaetos, 4278 nucleotides. RefSeq names its product calcium voltage-gated channel auxiliary subunit alpha2delta 3 (gene CACNA2D3). Gene Ontology annotation, cellular component: voltage-gated calcium channel complex. The coding region runs from base 507 to 3248 and encodes 913 amino acids. The record is from RefSeq and is a predicted model, not a curated record. Lineage: Eukaryota; Metazoa; Chordata; Aves; Accipitriformes; Accipitridae. The transcript is spliced from 32 exons. Gene Ontology annotation, molecular function: voltage-gated calcium channel activity.
UGAACCAAUGCGUUGGCUGACUUGAUCCGGGAUGAAGGCUGGAGGUUAUCGGCGAGGGAAAGGAGAACUCUAGGCAGCUUUCCAUUUGCAAAGUGAGCAGUAAUUGCAAGAAGAGAGCCUCCCUAGUUGGAAUCGAUAGUCCGCUUUCUUGCUGCUAAGGGCACUCUGGAGCAGCAGUAGGUCACUGAAGUAACUCCAGCACACUGCUGACUGCGGAGUUGUAAAGAACUACGUGCAAGUGGCUGCAGUAGUGCUGGAAAACGCUUUGCUGUUACCAGGGACACAAUAGUUUUCAAGUCAUUAGAGCUUUGCUUCUGGUCCUCUCCUUCCAUUACACAGAGAGGGUCAUUCUUUGGAGGGAUGAGGAUGGAGCUGUGAUUUCUUCCAGUGUCGUUCUAGGGGAGGGGGUAAGGUUGGGGACAGAGGCUUUAGAAGCAAAACCCCACUGCUGCUGAGUUCGGCUUUACUUGAAUUUCCCCAAAUCUUUCCAGGCACAGAGAGGCGCAAUGCCAGAGAAUCUGAAUCUUCUUCGGGCUUUUGGGGGGUUUUUCUUUAUCUUCUGGACAGCUUUUAACACAGCCUUAGUGGAUGUGGUUGGAUCGGAGCAGCAGAUCCCCUUGUCUGUUGUAAAGCUCUGGGCCUCAGCAUUUGGUGGAGAGAUCAAAUCUAUUGCAGCCAAGUACUCAGGUUCCCAGCUCCUGCAGAAGAAAUACAAAGAAUAUGAGAAGGAUGUUGCAAUAGAAGAAAUUGAUGGCCUUCAGCUUGUGAAAAAAUUAGCAAAGAAUAUGGAAGAAAUGUUUCAUAAGAAGUCCGAAGCUGUACGGCGUCUUGUUGAAGCUGCAGAAGAUGCUUACCUGAAACAUGAGUUUGAUGCUGACUUACAGUAUGAAUACUUCAAUGCGGUGCUCAUAAAUGAACGAGAUGAAGAAGGAAACUAUCUGGAGCUGGGGAAGGAGUUCAUUCUAGUGCCAAAUGACCACUUCAAUAACUUGCCUGUGAACAUCAGUCUGAGUGAUGUCCAAGUACCAACCAAUAUGUACAAUAAGGAUCCAGCCAUUGUAAAUGGAGUUUAUUGGUCAGAAUCUUUAAAUAAGGUGUUUGUUGAUAAUUUUGAUCGUGACCCUUCUCUCAUCUGGCAGUAUUUUGGAAGUGCAAAAGGAUUUUUCAGACAAUAUCCAGGAAUUAAAUGGGAACCUGAUGAGAAUGGAGUCAUUGCAUUUGACUGCAGAAAUAGAAAAUGGUACAUCCAGGCAGCAACUUCUCCAAAAGAUGUGGUAAUUUUAGUAGAUGUCAGUGGCAGUAUGAAAGGGCUUCGCCUGACUAUUGCAAAACAGACAGUUUCAUCUAUUUUGGAUACCCUUGGAGAUGAUGACUUCUUCAAUAUAAUUGCUUAUAAUGAAGAACUUCACUAUGUAGAGCCAUGUCUGAAUGGAACAUUAGUUCAAGCAGACAGAGCCAACAAAGAGCAUUUCAGGGAACACCUUGACAAACUUUUUGCAAAAGGAAUUGGAAUGCUGGACAUUGCUUUAAAUGAAGCUUUCAACAUGCUCAGUGAAUUCAAUCACACAGGACAAGGAAGUAUUUGCAGCCAAGCCAUAAUGUUGAUUACUGAUGGAGCUGUGGACACAUAUGAUACAAUAUUUGCAAAAUAUAAUUGGCCAGACAGAAAAGUUCGUAUUUUUACCUAUCUGAUUGGAAGAGAAGCUGCUUUUGCUGAUAAUCUGAAGUGGAUGGCCUGUGCUAACAAAGGGUUUUUUACUCAGAUCUCUACCUUAGCUGAUGUUCAAGAGAAUGUCAUGGAAUAUCUCCAUGUUCUUAGCCGACCAAAGGUUAUUGACCAAGAGCACGAUGUAGUAUGGACUGAAGCAUAUAUUGACAGCACUCUCCCUCAGGCUCAAAAGCUUGCUGAUGAUCAGGGAUUGGUGUUGAUGACAACUGUUGCCAUGCCAGUAUUUAGUAAGCAAAAUGAGACUAGAUCUAAAGGGAUUCUUCUGGGAGUAGUUGGCACAGAUGUUCCAGUUAAAGAGCUUUUAAAAACUAUUCCAAAAUACAAGUUAGGUAUUCAUGGGUACGCUUUUGCAAUUACAAACAAUGGAUAUAUUUUGACUCAUCCAGAACUGAGGCCUUUGUAUGAAGAGGGGAAGAAACGAAGAAAGCCAAACUACAGUAGUGUGGAUCUUUCUGAGGUCGAGUGGGAAGACAGAGAUGAUGUGCUCCGAAAUGCAAUGGUGAAUCGGAAAACAGGGAAAUUCUCCAUGGAAGUGAAGAAGACAGUGGACAAAGGGAAGCGGGUAUUGGUGAUGACAAAUGACUACUAUUAUACAGACAUCAAGGGUACUCCAUUCAGUUUAGGUGUGGCUCUCUCUAGAGGACAUGGAAAAUAUUUCUUCAGAGGGAAUGUAACUGUAGAAGAAGGUUUACAUGAUUUAGAACACCCUGAUGUAUCUUUAGCAGAUGAAUGGUCCUAUUGCAACACUGACUUACAUCCUGAACACCGGCAAAUGACUCAAUUAGAAGCAAUUAAACGCUACCUCACAGGAAAAGAGCCAUUGCUCCAAUGUGAUAAAGAAUUGAUCCAGGAAGUUCUGUUUGAUGCAGUCGUGAGUGCACCAAUUGAAGCUUAUUGGACCAGUCUAGCAUUAAAUAAAUCAGAAAACUCUGACAAGGGAGUGGAAGUUGCCUUCCUUGGAACACGUACUGGACUAUCUCGUAUCAACCUGUUUGUGGGUCCGGAACAGCUUACUAAUCAAGAUUUCCUGACAGCUGAAGAUAAGGAGAACAUUUUUAAUGCUGACCAUUUUCCACUCUGGUACAGAAGAGCUGCUGAGCAAAUACCUGGGAGCUUUGUCUAUUCAAUCCCAUUUAGUACAGAAACUGCAAACAAAAGCAAUGUAGUGACAGCCAGUACUGCUAUUCAACUUUUGGAUGACAGAAAAUCUCCAGUUGUUGCAGCUGUAGGUAUCCAGAUGAAACUUGAAUUUUUCCAGCGGAAAUUUUGGACUGCAAGCAGACAGUGUGCAUCUCUUGAUGGCAGAUGUGCUAUAAGUUGUGAUGAUGAAGCAAUCAACUGUUACCUAAUAGAUAACAAUGGGUUUAUUUUAGUGUCUGAAGACUAUAGACAGACUGGUUACUUUUUUGGGGAGGUUGAAGGGGCUGUGAUGAACAAGUUACUAACAAUGGGCUCCUUUAAGAGUUUGUUCCUGAACCAGAAUCUUCACACUGGAAACACCUUCAAAUAUAUUUACUAAAAUUAAACUCAUUAUAAUAACAUCCACAGAUGAUGUUCAAGCACUUCCAAACAACAAUUUUGCAGUGUUCCGCAAUGGUUUUGAGGUUGCUUAUUACAACUCUUCCCUUCUGCCAUCGCUCUAAAGUUUAGUAUUUCUUUCCCCGUUAAAUGACCUUUUUUUUAGCUACAUACAUUUUAAUAUCUUUGUUCCCCUUGCUCAUAGUACAGUCUUAGAUUGUUGUAUACUCCCUACAAUACAAUAAGACAAUCUACUAAAAAAAAAAAUCUAGCAUGUCAGUGUGCAAUAUUAAUUAUAUUUCUGAUUAUUUGUGUGAGUACAUAUUUCAAUCUUUUAAUGACGUUUUUGAAACUUUUAAUGACAUUUAUUGAAACUAUUACAUCUAUUACAAUGUAAUUAUUACUUAAGAAAUGUAAUACAAGUACAAAUAUUGGGGGGGGGAAGGCUUUUUCCAAUAUAUUAAAGUGAAGUUCAAAUUAUGACAGAUGUUCCACAUGGCACACGAAAAUAGUAUUUGAUUAACACUUCUUAGCAGAAUGAUGAAGUCCACAGGUUGACCAAGCAGUUCAGUUCUGCUGUAUGAAAUUGAAAGUUGAGACAUCGACUGCACUUCCAAACACCAAACAAACAGUCACCAAACUUACUAUAUUGAAAAGCCACUUAGAAAGAAUAAAGAUGAACCUGAAUGCUAUUCUACUUGUAGCACUAGGUAUUGAAUGAAGCAGGAUGGGACCAUUUCAUCCACACAGAAUUCCUUGACUACCCUGUAGAGAUCACAUUAACAUCUGUAAACUGCCCUUGUCUGUAUGCUUAUCACUUGCCACCAUCACUAGGAGGUCCAAGUGGACUUGCAACGCAGUCUUUGGAUCUAGAGGAAUAAAAUAGUUGAGCCAACUGAGACUGGAAAGGCUGAGCUGUAGAGAUUACCUUACAGGGGCUGGAUUCUGACCAUGGUUAAAGGGGGAAAAAAAUAAAAUAAAAAAAAAGCUAGGGAAAGUGGUGUAUUACUGCAUGCCACACAGGCAGCACA